AUGACAGUGUUAACCAUCCCCACCCUUUCUGCGGUUGCUUUAUGCCUGUUUCUGGCAGUAUUCGUGAGACGUGCAUUGCCAGGCCGUGACAUUCCAGGCCCUGUUAUGGCCCGGUACACCCGGCUGUGGUAUAUAUGGCAGAUGAUAAAAGGCGAUUUCCAAUAUACCAACAUGAAGCUGCAUCGAGAUCACGGCAAGAUUGUGCGAAUUGCUCCCGGCUGGUAUAGCCUCAAUGACAUCGACGCUCUCAAGUCGAUCUAUGCUCAUGGUUCCCGAUUCAUCAAAUCAGAGUGGUAUGAAGCUUGGAACUUCUCGCCUGACCCCCAAGACCACAAUCUGUUCUCGGUUCGGAACACUGCCCAUCAUUCGGACGCCCGUCGUAAGGUCGCAUCUAUGUAUUCCAUGUCUGCGGUCGUUUCCUACGAGCCAUAUGUGAAUGAUUGUAUCCGGCGGUUCUGCGCCCAGCUUGACUCGUUUGCAAAGGCCGGCUCGAUGGUGGACCUAGGGCAUUGGCUGCAAUGCUUUGCCUUUGAUACUAUCAGCGGAAUUACUUACGGCGAACGAAUCGGUUUCCUUGACCAGGGCCAAGACAUCAACAACCUGAUGGCGAACUUAGAAAAGAACUUUCUCUUCAGCAGUUUGACGGGUCUCAUGCUGUGGCUAAGACCCGUGGUUCUUUUCUUGGGCAAGUUCUUUGCAUCGUCUGAUACCCUGUUCGUGCGUCGUUUCACCGACCAGAAAUUCACCGAGCUGUCGCAGAAAGGAGACCAAAAGCCCUCAACAGAAACUCUUCCGAUGAUACAGAGGUUUCUCCAUGCGCAGCGGGAUGAGGAGAAAGGCUUAACAGAUCGGUAUAUCAAGGUUAGCGCGGCAUCUAAUAUCGGCGCUGGGAGCGACACCACGGCAAUUGGCCUAAGUGCGGCGGUCUUCUAUUUGUACCGAUCGCCUGACAAACUAGCAAAGCUGCGCCAAGAGCUUGAUGAUGCUUUUAUCGAGGGCGAUCCUUCAUUUCCGGAAACACAGAAAUUACCUUAUCUCCAAGCCGUGAUCAAGGAAUCCAUGCGGCUUCACCCGGGGGUUGGAUUUCCCCUUUUCCGCCUGGUCCCUCGCGGAGGUGCUGUGAUCUGCAACAAAUUCUUUCCAGAGGGUACAAAUGUCGGAAUCAAUAGCUGGGUGAUGCAUCGAGAUGAAAAGAUUUGGGGGGGUGAUGCUGACAACUUUGUGCCCGAGAGAUGGCUGUCGAAUAACACUGAAACACUUCGAAUGAUGGAGCAAUGCCUGAUGCCUUUUGGCCUCGGCUCAAGAGUGUGUGUGGGGAAGAAUAUCUCGCUGUUCGAGAUAAACAAGCUUAUUCCACCGUUGGUCCUGAAUUAUGAUAUUGAGAUACAGCAACGGGACGGCAAGGAUAUGAAAGCAAGGAAUAUGUGGUUUGUCAAGCCGGUUCAGUUUCAAGGAACCAUCAGGAGCAGGCCCGGUAGGUCGAGUCUAUGA
This is a messenger RNA of Aspergillus sclerotioniger CBS 115572, 1491 nucleotides long. RefSeq names its product cytochrome P450. The coding region runs from base 1 to 1491 and encodes 496 amino acids. The transcript is spliced from 4 exons. The record is from RefSeq and is a predicted model, not a curated record. Lineage: Eukaryota; Fungi; Ascomycota; Eurotiomycetes; Eurotiales; Aspergillaceae. Gene Ontology annotation, molecular function: iron ion binding; monooxygenase activity; heme binding.